UAUGUACAUUGUGCUCUGGUUUUGUAUUGUUAUGCUGUGAACUGCCUAUGAUUGUCAGAUGAAGGGCCAUAUACAAAUUUAAAAUAAACUUCCUCUACCUACAUGGGUACAUGCACACAGGGCAGCUGUCCAGUUCCUAAAGCCAGUACAGUCAUACCUCAGGAUAAAUAUGCUUCAGGAUAAGUAUUUUCGGGUUGUGCUCUGCAGCGACCUGGAAGUAACAGAGCGUGUUACUUCUGGGUUUCGCCACUCGCGCAUGUGCAAAGUCAAAAUGACAUCACGCACAUGCGGCGAACCACAACUGGCGCAUCUUACGUUGUGUUCAGGAUGCAAACAGGGCUCCAGAACGGAUCCCAUUCGCAUCCCGAGGUACCACUGUAUGUUAUUCUGAGAUAGUGAAGUGUUCUUCUAUUAAAAGCUUCUGGAGAGGCUUCCUAACUCAUAACUUGGGGGGGGGGGGCAUGCUUAGAGGAGCCAAGAAUGCACAGGAACAUCCCAGAGGUGCUUCUUUUCCUCUCAUUCCCAAUACAACUGCCCGUUUUUCCUCCUGCCUUCCAAUUUUUCUCCUCCCCUCACGCUUGGCCAGCCACAUUGAUAUCUAUUUACUCUUUCCUCCCUUCUACCUGAUGCCACUCUCCCCACAUGCCUAUUACUGUGCACGUGGGGACCUACUAUUGAGAAAAAGUGGAUGUAUGAGAAGGCACUGACCAGCUUCUUGAAAGGAGGCUGAGGCCCAUCAAUAAUCCAUGUCCACAGCUUGAGAAAUAUACUGUUUUUUUCUUUUUGCCACCACUACCCAAAUUUAGGGCACAGAAAUGUGCAUAAGAACACCAUAGCCAAGAAUUAAGAUACAAGGAGAAGAUUGCUUCUAUAUCAAUUUUCCAGAGUACAGUACUGUAUUCUCUACACAGUAUUCCUCAGCAGAAAACAGAAUUUGAAAUGAAAAUUUUCAGAUUGUAUGUGAGGAAAAGAGUUAUAUUUUAUAUGUUUGUUUCUUCCUGAGAGCAUGGUUGAGCAUAAGCCAGUUUAAAACAGCAACCAUGUUUAAUUCAUACUAAAAUAAAUCAUAACUAUAGUGGAAAAGUUGCCAUAAAAUAAGGGAUGAUAAUUUCAACAAAUUUGUAGGCCAAAUAACCAGCUGAGCAGAAAAACAGCAUUAUAGUCAGCCCCAUAUCUUUUUCACAAAAUGUGGACCAUUCUCAGUUCUUGGUGUGUUUCAAAGACCCCAUAAGCAAGAAAAAUUUUAUUACUGUUAAGAUUUUAUACUUUUUUCAUACUUUUAAAGCUUUACCACACUUUGGUUUUACAACAUAAUAGAAGUUGACAAAAUAUUCUAGACUGAUCGGAAAAUAAAGGAGUUAAUUUGCAUCUACUAUGCAUUCCCCACAUUUAAUCCCCCAAAAGCAUGUUUAUCGACUUACUCUCAAGUCUAACAGGGUUGAGAAACAAGGGUUGUCCAAGCAGUUUGCGGGUCAGACCUAGAAAGGUCGCCAUGGGGAUUUAACAUUACUACUGACUCAAACCAAUAGCAGUCUGGAAUUACUUUAAUUAAGAAAUGUAGCCCUGUACCUAAUAACUGAAACUAAUGGCACUGGAUAUUGGCAGGGAGUGUGCGCUACUCACACCUACCUUUUAAGAUUCUACUACACUCCCGGAAAUACUAUUUUAAAAGUUCCCGAGGCAUACUAAUGUUAUUUGUUAAGUGCGAUAAGGCCCCGCGCUUCGAUGCGUUUAAGCCUUCAAGACCCAAAGGUUCAAAGAAGUAAGCGGCAACGUGUCUGCUGAGGCAAACUCUUUUGAUUAAUCGACUUUAACAUAACGAUCUGAAACACCUGAUGAGGAAGGCAGACGCGAGUUUAUAAGCCUUGCUCACCCUUCAAGAACUUAAGAAUGCCAUAGGGUUGGCUGCUCCUCCGCCUCUCCAGCGAGGAUGGCUCCGCCAUGUGACGGCUCCGAGAACCCGAGGUGCACAGCGGGCUGAGAGAAAAUGGCGCCGAGCACCACCGGGAGGGGGCUCGUUCCCAGAAGGCCAAGAAAGGCUACAGCAUUCCGCUCUGCUGCGCACGCGCGCUCCCCCCUCCCCAUCAGAUUAGGGAGGAGGGCGAGGGAACCCGCCUUUUGUCUUUACUCGCACCCUUCACUUCGUACGCUUUCGCUCCCUCCUUUCCGUACUAUACAUACGGCUCAGUCCUUUUCCAGUAGACUGGAAAUGGAAAAAAACUACUGACCUCCAUAAUGUGGGGGGAUCCCUAACUUGUCGUAACUACUUAGCCGCCACAGCCUCCCCCCGCCUCCUCAAGGGCUGCCGUCCCUUCCAGAACCUUCCACACUAACGUCUUCAGUAGCAGGCAACAAGAGCCGCCAACUGCGCCACCAAGUGUUUUCCAGUUAACGGACUCUGCGUCAUCUCAAGUAUCUACGCUACUGGCGUAUUGUGCCGCAGUUAGUCCCCGCGCUAGUCAGCACCACUACACCGCAAUCCCUUCCACGCAAACUGACUAACACCCGAGCUUUAGGUUUCUCCCGCUAACGUAAGGGAGCUACGUGCUUUGCGUAAUGCGGUUGGAGAAUGCGAUCCCGUCUUUCUGGUAAUGGCGGACCUCAUUCUUACGUAGUUAAAAAUUCACACAUCCUUGCCGCCCCAGGGUUUUGUUUUGUUUUUAAUACGCGAAACCACAAAAUUGGCGCGACGUGACCGGGGCAAAAAGUAAUAAGGAAUCGAGCACUCUUCCACAUUGUACUGCUUUUUGCUUAAACCAUCGUUAACCUGAGGUAACGCAAAGCCGUUUAAUAUGGCGAGAGAUGUUUUUGAAAGGGACACCCAAAAUGCGCAUCGUCAUCUCCAGCGAGGCCAUCGACUGUUUCCGGACGCAGCCGGCGACGUCCGGCUGUGGCCGAAGAGCGCCGAAGAGUACUCGAACCUCGAAAAAGCGCCUUCGAUAAUUUCCGGAAAGAGCCGAAGGCAACAAAAGCCCACCCAUUGCUGUAGUCCGGAAAUUGCCGAAGAUCCACGAAGACUAAUAAUCGCGCCAAAAAAAAUGGAGAGUAUAAUUAACCAAGGGCCCAUCCACCCCGCUUUCUAUCUUGUAUCAGCUUAACUAGCACUAACCUAGCGGCGCAAACGGUAUAAAAGAGGGCGCUUUCUCCUCCCGCUUCCUUUGUCGCUUGGGGAAAAUUAAAGCCCUGUCGCUAAUGGUAUUAAAAUUCAGUGCUGUAUUAAAUAGGUCCUGGCAAAAAUAUCUUCCGUGAGCGAGCGGCUGACGGCACCCGCCAUUAGGCGCCUCCUGAGCCCCUUCAAAAAACAACCCACGGGACCAAAUCUAACCCCUUUUCCCUGCACCCGCCAUUUACACCCCACUGCCGCUCUCUCUCUCUAGCGCCUUGGCUUUCCAGGAGGCUCGCCCGCCCGCCAUCCCCAUAAGGACACAAUGAGUGUAAAAAGGUCGGCCAUUACUGAGCCACGCCGUCCGUUACCUCACUCACCCAGUCGCUCUCCCGGUCUCCGCGAGGCAUUUUCGGCCGGUUGAGGAAGCAAAGAAAAGCAAGGGAGGAGGCGAAAGGGUCUUUUUAAAAAAAUUAAAAAUCGCUGCGGUUUUUUUUCUGAGGCGAGCCCCCCUCAGCAGGCAGGCAGGCAAGCAGGCGCGGUGACGGCGGCGGCGGCAGCAGCAGCAAUGGAAGUGUGUGAAGCGGCUAACGACUGCGCGGGCGGCGGCGGUGACGACGUCGACGGCGGCGCAGCAGCGAAGGGCGGGAACGAAAGAGGGCGGAGCCUCUGCUUCCUCGCGCAGCGGCGCUGAGGGGAAAAAAAACCCCUGCCCAGCCCCCCUCCGCGCUCCCGCCCUUGGCUGCGGCUCCCUCCCCGCCCCCCUCCUCUUUCCCUCCCUGCCCUUCCGCCUCGCGCGCGCACUCCCCGCCCCCUCAGAUGUAGCUGCUGCCGUUGCCGCCGCCUCAGUGCGCGCCGGGAGCCAGGAGACUUCGCGGGAGCCGAGCGCCGCUGUGCACACCAUUGGAAGUCCGUAUCUUUCGCUUUCUUCACCCCCCCCGGCCUCACUUUCCUAUCUCCUCCCCCCCCCUCUUCUAACGGCCGUUCGGAAUAACAGGACGGCGAGGGGGGGGGGAACCAGGGCGCCUCUCUUCUUUCCCUCAUUAUUAGGAUUAUGUUUUAUGUAACUCUGUGAGGGAGGCUCAGGCGUGGCCGCUUUCCCUUCCCCACCCCGCUCCUCCCGCCUCAGGUUUGGGCCGCCGCCGUUUCUUUCCGCGCCUUGUGGGGGCCUUAAAAAAAAACAAACCCAUAAGUGCUCCUACCAGCUAGGCCUUUCCCACCCCCAAACCCGCUUUGGGGGCUGUUUGUUUGUAGAUUGAGGUGGGGGGUGGGGAAGAGGACGAUGACCACGCAUCCCCGCCUCGGGCCUUCACUUCUGAAGUUUAAAAAUCGCUUGCUCCCUAGUUGGUGUCUUAAUGGGGAUUGUAGCCGGGGGCUGUUUCUCACUCCGCUCCCGCGUUUUUCCCCCCCUCAAAAAAAGAAAACGAAUCGGCAAAUGGUGAUGGGAGGAGGAGGAGGCACAGGCCGCGAACAAAGCGGAGAUCAGAAGCGUGGACUUCUAUAGAUCUAUAGAUAUAGAUGAAGGUUCAAUGCCUUGCAUGGGGGUGGCGUUGGGGUUGCAGAAAAAGCGUGGCGGUGUCUUUUCAAGCUCGUCGAAGAGAGAGGCGGCGACGGCGGCAGGAAGUCGUCCUGAACGACGCGGUGAUAUGGCGCUUUCCACCGCAGCCGAUCCUGCAUCUUUGCCUUCUCAUGUUCUUGGUGAUGGGAGAGGCCCGUUUGGGUCUGCUUUCCUUCCCCCUUGCGCGCUCACCUCGUGCUAUUAAGACCUAUUUUAGCUUUCAUUUCUUUGCAACAGGCCUUUGUUGCUCUCGCGUCCCGGGUUUCUUUUCUUUCCUAAAUGGAAGCACGAUUUGCCUGGCUUGAAAUUGUCCUAUGAUAUCUUAUCUCCUGCAAGGUGGUGGUGGGAGGCGCUCAGGAUUGCUGAGUGCAAGAGAGCUGCGGGGGAGGAGGGAGGGGGUUGGUCUCUCCCUUGCUUUGCUGAAUCUCAUGGCUGUGAUGCUACUUUUAUAGCUCUGCAGAGGAAACGCCAUGAAUCAGAACUGCAGAAUUUGAGAAAGUAUUUUGUAUUUACUUGUCUAAUGUUUUGGAAUUGGCAAAAUGUUUUAUUGUACAGUUUAUGUGUAAAGUUAUGUGUCAAAAGGUGCAGUGACCGCCUAUAUAGUAGGUGUACUGCUGAUUAAUAGACUAAUCCUGAAUCUUCUUGAAUGGUUGCAUCUACCACUGAUCUAAGUACAUACAAAUGGAUUCAGGAUUCUGUAAUAUACCUUACAGUUGAAGAUUUUAUUUCAUUAUAACUUGUUGUCUUAGAGAUUUUCAAAAUAACAAUUUCCUUCAAACUUUUUUUUUAGUGCUAACUCAGGAUGUGUGAGAUUUCACUAGUGAAAAGGCAUAUAAUGUAUUGUAGGUAACUGUUAUUCCAAAUAAUAACUAGCAUAAUGGAGGCUUAACUUCAUACUCUAUUAAUGUACUUGAAAUAGUUUUGUUCCCCAUCACCUGGAUAGAAGAAGGACCAUACUUGUACUGAGAUGCCUUUCUCUGAGUAAUGCAACAUUCCUUUUGUCAUGCAUUUUUCUAGUAAAAGCUCAGCAAGUCUGCAAUAAAAAUGGCCACCAAUAAAUCUACAUUGGUAAGUUCAUGACCACCUAAAAUAUGUAAGGAUUUUACCACCAUAUUUCUUCAGAUUUAUUAAGUUGGCAUCUCUGUGUAAAAAGAUACAUCCACAUCUCCCCUCCCCAGCAUUAUUUUCCAAAAAACACCAGACAGUGAAAGUGGGUGAUAUCCAAAUGACUUGGACUCAUUUGGCUCAAGUAACAUAAAUCCGUUGAUUUCAGUGCAUCUUCUGAGUAUGGCUGCAUUGGAUAUCAACAAGUAAGGUUGCUGGAAACCACUCUGAGGUAAAUUUUUAUAGCAAUGUGUUUUGUUAUUGAAGCCUGAUACAUGAUUCAAUUCCUCACCUCUGUUUUAUAGGGGCAAUAAUGUACGUUUCGCUUGAGGAAAUGGUAUUGUGUGGGUGGUAGAUUGCAAUCUAUUUAAGAGGGCAUGUGGUGGCAUAUAGUGCCAGUUCCAGUUGAUAUUAACAAUUAUAUUGUGGUAGCAACAUACCUAAGGGACGUGGGUGGUGCUGUGGUCUAAACCACUGAGCCUCUUGGGCUUGCCUUAUCUUCACGGGUGGUAGGUAUGUAAGCCAUGGUUUGUUUGCAUAUGAUCAUUUAAUAUAACUGAUCAUGAUUCCAGCACAUACUAAAACACUUGACAUAAGGUCAGAGUUGGAGGUCUUUGUUUAAUUGAGGUUGUUUUCUAAACACUUGGAUGCCUGGGACACAAGAGACCUGUUCAGGCAUUAAAUCCUUUUGAUGGUUGGAAUCAUACAAAGGAGAGAGUGAGACACUUGCUGGCCCUGCUACCUACACUGGUGCGCAGCCUCCACACCUUGUGUAACGUGUAAUGUGAUUUAGAACCCUACACACGAGCACAAGUACUGCAGACCUUUGUCCUCCAAUGUGUGGAGGGCAGUGGGGACAGGGCAGAAGAGGCAGGUCCCUGGUGCCCCCUAAUUUCCAGAGUUUUAAUGCAUCAAUAAGGCUUAGUUAUAUUUUUUCCUUCUGAAUUAACUGUCACCCUUCAUUCUUACACUUAAAAUGAUAAAUAUAUACGUGCUUCCUUGAUCCACACCUUGAAAAUUUGGCACAUGUUUUUUGCAACUACAGUGGUACUUCUGGUUGUGAACGGGAUCCGUUCUGGAGCCCCGUUCGCAGCCUGUGCACGCACGGGCCGCGAUUCGCCACUUCUGCGCAUGCACGUGACGUCAUUUUGCACGUCUGCACAUGCGUGAGUGGCAAAAUCCAGAAGUAACCCUUUCCGGUACUUCCGGGUCGCCGCGGGACACAACCUGAAAAAACGUAACAAGAGGUAUGACUGUACAGGAUGGUGGCCUGCCCCCUUGUUACCUGUGUUCACUCAGUCAAGGAUGAAGCUGCGUUUCUAAGCAGUAGGAAUAUUUUUGGGAAUUCCCAUGCUUUAGUUAACUUUGUAGCAUAAUGCAGUACUAUUCAAAGUGGUGGUCCUUGAUCAGCUGCUGGUCCAAGGCAACUCCACCAUAGUCCAGGUUGGGAUGCUUCAGGGACCAAGUAAGAUAUUGGUCCCUGGCACAUGGAAUUAGGAAAUGUUGCCCAUCCACCACAUCAGAUAGUUUGAGAAGCACUGACAUAAUGGACAUCCUUCCUCACUCUUGUGAGCUUAACACAACUUGAGGGAAGAUCCAUGUGCUUCUCUAGCUCCUAGCUGAAGGUGAACAUUAGAAUGGCUAUGGUCCUACACGAUGUAGCAUGUGUCACCAACUGCACAAAUUAGUCCCUUUUACCUCUGGAGUAAGAAGCUAGAAUGAUUUACAUGGUAACAAAUGUACACUGAGUUCCUUGGCUUCCUAGCACCCAAAUGAAUUCUUACUUUCCUCCCUUCCACGUUUGCAGCCAGAAGGGAAGGGAAGUCAGUGUCCCCAAGUAGCACUGUGUGUCUGAAGCACUUUCGGGUAUCUUGUCCCCAUCGCUUUUUGGAGCUGGGGAAGCAGCACUAGGGAUAAUUUCUGGCCUCAAGCAGAAAUACAGAGCAACGUGAGGUACCAACAGCUCAGUUCUGUGCAGAUCUACUCUGUGGUAAGUCCCACGGAUUUAGAUGAGGCACUGCUAGAUAACUGAGGCCAGGCCAGCCAACACUUGGGGACUUGUGAUCAUGCAGUCCGAUGCGUCAUUCUUUUUUCCCUGGGAUAAUGUUUUGCUGCACAUAUAUUACUAAAGAGAGGAGAGAAUCAGUGCUGCCUUUGCCCCUCAUUCCACCAAGUAUGGAACAAGGAUGCAGCCAACAUAGUAGCUUCAUUUUUCAAGGCACACUUCAGCCUCUUUCCUGGAGCAGUAUUGGCCCUUGGCAUGCAAUUUAGAAGGUGCUGAACUAGGAGUAUUAUCAAAUAGUUCCUGAGAGAGGAAAGUGAUCUCUUAAGACAGGUGGCAAUGGGAAUUCAAUAGUAAAAAUUAGUUGUGUCUGUAAGAUUCAGUAAGUAAAUUUAGAGAUGUAGCGUUUCUAGAAAUUUGAAGUUAUGGAGAAAAAAUACUCAUUUUUGGGGGGGGGAAUGGAAUUCAGUGGGGACGGGUUAAAUAUGGACGCAAUACUGGCUUUGCUGUCAAACCUAAGCUUAUUUUACUGUUUUAAGAACAUAAAAUUCAUCAUUGAUCUAUCAGUUGUCCUAUUUAGUGUAUUUAUUAAAUUACAUAUCAAUCCAAGGGAUGUUUACGCAGAAAACACACCCAUUUGGUUUUACUCCCAGGUGAGGAGACAGGAAAUGGAAGAGUCAAGUUCUGGCGCUAUUUAUUUUGUUAUUUCUCUUCACAUUUCAGAGUUUAAAACUCCUUCAGGAGCUGUAAAAAAAUUGGAUCUCCAAAAACAUUGAAUUGUGAACGUAAGCUUUAAAAAAAAAAACAGUUUCAAACAGGCUGUGAAGGUUGUAAAUUAACAGAAAUUUCUUUCUGUGCUUCUGCAUGAUACUCCCAUCAUUCCCGAUAGCAGUAUUCCAAACAGAAAGAAAAUUCUGGGAUUUUCACAGAACAAUGCUUUUGGGGAACCUAGAAAUUUGCAAGUGUUUACAACUCCUAAAUGAGUGCUUAACUCCUAACAAUGCAUACUAUUGCCCAGUAAGCACUGGGUCUUGUAUGCUUUUUCUGGCUCAUCAUGCUGCUUCCUGCUCACACAUAGGAUUGCAUCUCUAAAAGUAUUGGUGCAUUUAACUAAUUUCAAAGAGUAGAUGAUAGAGUUUUUUCAGUGUUCCCCCAAAAUUUUCCUUUGGGAGGGGAGAAGGAGGAGACAGAUAAUGUCCCCAUUCAAUAAUUCUCAGCUUUUUUCCAUUUGCUUUCACAUAUCUAUCUACAGUAUAGGUCUUACGUAAUAUAUUAUUACAUUGUACAAUGGUAUGCCAUUAUUAGUAUGCAUAAAUUUUAAUUAUGCAUCAGUUGCUUAAAAAUACGCUGGGAAUAUUUUUUAAAAAUAAAUCUAGAUCAACAGUUGAGCUUUUAACUGAGGGUGCAAUUUGAAAAUUGAGAACUCAUUGUAUCAGUGCAUGGUUUCUAAGGAAGGGAUAACAUGAAUUGCAAAUCCCUCCACUCCGCCAAGAGCUUAAAAUACUGUAGGUCUGUUUGACAGACUGGUGUAUGCCCCCUCCUCACAUGCAAGAUUGGACAUGAAUGAUCAGCUGUAUAAAGCUACGUAAAGCUGAAUUUCAAAUAGUGGGUGGAAAAUACUCACUUGGAUGUGGGGAGUGUCAAUGCAGAGACUUAAUUAGUAAUAUGGCAUGCAUAUAUUCGUUAACUUUUUAUUUCUUUUGUACUUUAUUCCAAAUGUUUUCAGGGAUAUGACAGUACAACUGCACAAGUAGGUUGCUAGUUUUGUAUUAUCUCUGAAAUUCCCAUAGUUGGAGAGGAAACAAUCCCCACACACUGGCAGUCUUAACUGCUGUAAACUGUCUCCACAUAUUCGCAUUCCCUUGGUAAUCUUUGUAGCACUUGGAGGGCAAGAGACAUUAACAUUGGCUGUUUGGGCAUAUUAUGUGCGGGCAUAUUAUGUGCAAUGUUCUUGUACAUAUGUAUUUUUUCAUUUCUGCCAUACCUAUUUUGAAUAGGUGAUUUCCUAUAUCAUACCUCUGUCAAGCUGUUUUUGCCAUCUGGCACUCAAGAAAAGCAAGUAUAUUAUUAUGGAGCUGACAGAACUUGGGAUUUCUGAAUCAUGGCCAUCUCUUCCUUCAAUCUAGUUUUCUCCAAGGGAUUAUUUGGUGAUCAAUAUACAACAUGAUUUCCUCAUGUUUGCUAUUUUGAACGCCUAAGGACAGUGUUAGAAACGGAGAUAUGAGAGCUAGGAGCUAAAGGGCACCUUAAACCUAAGUUAUUGGCACAACAACAGAAUAUCUCGGUGUGCGUUUUAUAACAAGAAUACAAAGCUGAAAGUGAAUGAACUGCAGCUGAAAUAUUACGUUCAUUUUUCACAUGGUCUAGACCAGGGACGUCCAACUCCCAAGAGACUGUGAUCUACUCGGGGGGGUGGCUGACAGUGAUCUAACCAUUUUAGGGGGGCAGGUCAAAGUUGUUGAGCUUUUUUUAGAGGAGUGGGUCAGACUUCUAAGUGCAAAAUUAAAAUAAAUUGCUCACCAAUAACAGCUGCUAAGAGACGAAUGCAGUGCUACAGCAGACAACUAAACGCAAUGCAGGGAAAGACCAUGAGGGAGGGGGCGGAAACAUAAUUCUAAACAACGCGAGCAAUAGGGAUCCCGCGAUCGAUCGACAACAAUCAUUCGGGGAAUCGAUCUGUCGACCAGUUGGACACCCCUGAUCUAGUCCUUUCCCUGCCCACCCCUAAUAUACUUGAGAGGGUCUCUUCUCCAAUCUUCAGAGAGUAGUUGGAAGUGGCAAGGCAGAAAAAGGUCCUUCUUUCCUUCUACUUUGUAGUUUUAAUGUGAAGUCUUAGGUGCAGUGCUGUGCCCAGAGCUCAGAACCUGCUUGCACUAAUGAAAUUACCUGUCACAAAAUGCGCCUGAACCAUGGGAGUUUCGGACACUGCCUAAGGAGUGCUUCCAAAACUCUGUCUGCUAUUCUGCACUUGACUCUUGAACUGCAGCAGUUUUAGCAUGACACUAAUAUACUGGUUUCAAGCCAAUGCAUAGGAAAAAUUUGGGAAAAUAAUAAUCCUUUUACACUAAAUUGUGCAUUACUGAAGUUGGAAUGCUUUGAGGAUGAUGUGGAUGUAGUACUUUGUUAUCUGAAUGUUCGGCUGUUAAGUGGAGCUUAAAUUAAAGUGAUUUUCAGUCUUAUUUAAAGUGUGCUGUGCUUGAUUUAUAAAGUUCCAGCAAUGCAAUAGGCAUUUGUAUUAGUGAACAGUAAACACAAAGUUUCAACCUAGCUUUAUCAAGAGCAACUCUGAAACUUUUGCACAAGUAUGUUUUUGCACAUGUAUGUUCUGCUGUCUAUAAUGAAAGUCAAAAUGCAUGCAUGGAUGUAAUUGUUAAAUAAAUGUUUCAGAUUUAGCAUCUGAAAAAUGCUCAAGCUGCUAUUAACUAUUGUUGUUGAAUCGCUAUUAACAAGGCAUAUAUAACUCACUGGUCUUCAACUAAUGGCUCAGGACCCACUACUGGGUUGCUAACUGAUCGAAGGUGGCUUGCAGCAGCUGCACUACCACAAUAUAAAGUGAAAAUUUUGCCAUUUGUAGUAAAAUUUAAGAAAUGGGUUCCCAAAUGCAUGUUUCAGUUGAAGGUAGGCCCCAGGUCUGAAAAAGUUGAAGACUAUUAAUCUAACAUGUAUGCAAGUAAUUUAAAAAGCUAAAGAAGCUCAUCCUUCUAUCUUCUGUGUGCCUUCCCAAAAUUCAUUUUUGAAGCUUAUUUUUUAUACAAUAUAUUUUAAUACCCAUCCGUACAAAGCGAAUGGCAAUAAGCUAUUUGGAACAAAAUAGCAAACAAUUAUUUCAAACAAAAGGAUUUAGAAUUCAUUGCAAAAUAGAUUUGGAAUUAACUUCAUUGACCCAGAAGGGUUCUUUUUACAAUAAUUUGUUCUCUCACUGAGCAAAAUACGAAAUUUUCCAUGAGAAUCGAUAAGUCCUGUAGACCUAGAAUCGAAUAGUAGUAUAACUGUUAAAAUACAUCUUUUCAAAUGAUUUUGUUUUGUAGCAUAAAAUGGGGAAAAAGCAGAAUGGCAAAGGCAAAAAAGUUGAAGAAACAGAACCUGAAGAAUUCGUUGUGGAGAAAGUCCUGGACAGGCGUGUAGUUAAUGGCAAGGUUGAGUACUUCUUGAAAUGGAAAGGAUUUACUGAGUAAGGAGCUUCAUCCAGAACUACUAUUUGCUUGGUUGGUUGGGGGUGUAGGCCACAAUUCCAUGUGUAGAGCUGAAAACAUUUUGAAAGACUCACAUAGCCAAAAAGAAUCACCUUUCCCUGUAAAACUCUGGCCUGUUUAGAAAUGAUUUAAAUUAAUAAUAGCUGUGUGGUGGGCUGCAGUAAAAAAAUAAAAGCAGCUCUGGCUGUGUGGAUGCCUCUUCAGCCCAUGCUACCAAUGGCAAAACCUCCCUUCACUAUUGGCAGUAUGUGUUCUUUGACACCCGACUGUAACUACAUUGGUACCUCGGGUUACAGACUCCACUAACCCAGAAAUAGUACCUCGGGUUAAGAACUUUGCUUCAGGAUGAGAACAGAAAUUGCACAGCGGCAGUGGGAGGUAAAGUGGUACCUCAGGUUAAGAACAGUUUCAGGUUAAGAGCGGACCUCCAGAACGAAUUAAGUUCUUAACUAGAGGUACCAUUGUAAUCCAAAAGCUGCUGAUUGAACUAGAAAUUAAAACUGAAUAUAGUCAAGAACCAUGCUGCCAUCUUUGUUAACACACAUUAGUCACUUUAGAAAAGGUUACAAAUCUUAACUACAAAAAUAAUCUUUUUUCUUCUCAGUCAAUUCUAUACAUCUUGCUGAAAAUGUUUCUUAGCGUUCUGAUCCUUGUUGCGUGCAAGACCUCUUCUCUCACCCCAUCUAGUUUGCAAGGUUUUAUAAGGUGUAACAUAGUCUCUCCCAGUUAUGCAUAAUUAACAAGCAUAUGUUUUUCUAGAACCUUGCUUUGUUAUUGAGCUAAACAUGCUACUUCUUUACUAUAAAUAGCAAUAUAGCAGCAUAGACCAAAGUAAGCAUUCCAAGGUUUUUAAAAAGAAAAAUCUAGUUUACCAGGAACAGAAGAAUAUUGAUUCAUUUCUCUCUGGCACUUGUGAAAGACUAGAAACUCAACCUAAGUCUAGAAACAUCCAAAAAAUUCUUUGUCCUUGUGUGCAAUUCUGAAUGUUUGCAAACUGAACAUUACUAUAGGGCUCAAUUGACCUAUAUAGCAUUGCUUAUGUUACUAUUUGUGGACUCUGAAAUAAUAAUUCAGCUCAUUUAACAAACCUUACUGUCUACACCUGGGUAACCCAUGACCAUUUUUCGAUAAUCUUAAGUCUAAAUGAUUGUACACAAGUAGGUUGGAAAUAUUUUUACAGAAUCUGUUGUGACCCAAGUUGGCCCACAUAAAAUUAAAUUGCAGAGAAAUAUGACUUCAGUGUCUUUAAUAACUGAGCACAAUUUAGCAUUUUGUUAGGGUGGGUGGUUUGACUUUAUAGAGUUUGGCCAUCUGAUCCAGAUUUCUAAUUACUUCCAUUCCUUUUUUUCAUGAAUUUUGUUUUAGUGCCGAUAACACAUGGGAACCAGAAGAAAACUUGGAUUGUCCAGAGUUAAUAGAAGCUUUUCUGAGUUCCCAGAAAGCUGGUAAAGAAAAAACAGAGGGCGCCAAAAGAAAAUCUCUUUCUGAUAGUGAGUCUGAUGACAGCAAAUCAAAGAAAAAAAGAGAGUCUGUAAGUUGGUUUGGUGUUUGGAUUUCUCCUAAAAUACAUUGAUGAGGUGUAGUGGUUAGUGUGUUGGACUAGGGUCAGGAACACCCAGGUUCAAAUGCUUGUUCAGCCAUGGUACUCAUCCCAACCUAUUUCAUGGAGUUGGGAAGAUACCCUGCAGGUGUGGGAGGAGCAGGUGUGCUAGGCAUGGUGGUGACCUGGUGGAUGGGCUACAAUGGUCAUGAUUGUACUGAGUACUGAGGAGUUUUGAGCCCGACAAAAUCUGGAAGGCUAUAGGCUCCCUAUUCCUGAUGUAACAUAUCCUUAGUUCCGUGAACAAAGGUUGGUAUAAAAUCAUAAUAUAGUAGUUAGCCAUGCAGCUUUUAACAUGUGAUGAAUACAAACUUAAGUAUCUCCUAAGAGCUGUUAUAGCCCAGUUUUGCAAGCUGCUUGUACUAGGUUACAUCUUGGUAGCCUCUUUAACGUUCAGUCUGAAAAGUUUCUAAAAAUGUCUUCUGAUCUGCAGAAAGUUAAUUCUUUAGUACUGUGAAGUUAUCAGUAUGUUCAUGGAAAGUGAAAUGAAACAAUUGAUGGGUAAAAGAACUGAAAGCUUAGUGUAAUUUAUUAUUAUUAUUUUUUGCUGACAUUCUGGAAGACCUUUGAGGGGGUUUGUGUGUUCUAUGGCAGCUUUUCUGCAAUAGUUGGAACGUAUUUAAAUGUUACUCCAUAUUUAAUCAAACAGGUUGAUAAACCCAGGGGAUUUGCAAGAGGUCUUGAUCCUGAGCGAAUAAUUGGAGCCACAGACAGUAGUGGGGAACUUAUGUUUCUUAUGAAAUGGUAAGUGGUAGAAUGGAAAUUUCAGCAGCAGUGCAAAGUGUGUCUUAGACUGACCUUGAUAAAGAAUAUAAUUUUCCUGUUAUAAACUGACUGAUAGGAUGGAAAGACUAUUGGUGGUUGGGUUGGUGCUCCCUCUGAGCAUUGGUAAUUUUGGUCCUUUACUACUUAAGGAGUUUAGAAAACUUAAGGGCACUCUUGUUGCUGUUUAGUACCAAACUAGUACUAGGUUUUAAACUGAAGAGAGCCCUAGCCUAUUUUGUUACCACCUCUAUCAAACUUAAACCACUGUUGCUGGUAUUUAGUUUUUACUGUACUUUUAUGUAUGAUUAUUUAAAUUGUUACAGUGUAAGACUGAAUUUCUACUCCAAAGACCAUAGCUACACACUUGCAGCUCAGUUUUAUUCAUGUGUUCUUGAAACAAAGGCCUACUUACUCCUGCAGCAUUAGUAGCUACAUUCAGAAAUCUCCCCCAACAGUUACUAUUGACUACUUUACCUCUCACUUCCAAUUGACUGCUUUACUGGUGGUAUAAAAACCCAGUGAACAGCAACUUAGGUUUUGUUACAAAUGGGAAGAGAUACCUAGUAUGCCCCCCCCUCCUUUGAAGAGCUGCUACUGCCCAAGAUUCUCAGUUAAGCAAACUUUGAAUAAUUAGAGCAGGAAUUCUUAAUUCCUUUGACCCUUUUAAUGAUAAGUCUAUAACAGGGGUCAGCAGCCUUUUUCAGCUGUGGGCCGGUCCACUGUCCCUAAGACCAUGUGGUGGGCCGGACUAUAUUUUUUUUGGGGGGGGUGAAUGAAUGCCUGUGCCCCACAAAUAACCCAGAGAUGCAUUUUAAAUAAAAGGACACAUUCUACUCAUGUAAAAACAUGUUGAUUCCCGGACCAUCCGUGGGCCGGAUUGAGAAGGCGAUUGGGCCGCAUAGACCCCUGGUCUAUGAUAAUCAUGUGCAUGCUUGCCUGGGAAUAAAGGUCUGCUGCAUUAAAUCAGACAAACUUUUGCAUAAAUAUAUCUAGGAUUGGGUUGUGUGCAUAACUGCUACUGAAAAGGUCGAGUAGCGGUACUUCAGACUGCAGGCUCACGAAAUCCUGAAUGCAUGUUCUUUUCUUAAAACAGGAAAGAUUCUGAUGAAGCAGACCUGGUGCUCGCCAAAGAAGCAAAUGUUAAAUGCCCUCAGAUUGUAAUUGCUUUUUAUGAAGAACGACUAACCUGGCACUCAUGCCCAGAGGAUGAAGCGCAAUAAUUGUUUGGGUUAUCCCCCUCCCCCCCUUUUUUUAUAUAUGUAUGAUUAUAACUUACCAGAAAUGUUGAAAGCUACGUUUUAAUGAGACAAGUUUGAUUAUUUUUGAAGUAAUGUGUUUUGCAUAAACAGAAAGAAAAAAAAGAGUUUGUGCUGUUUGCUUUGUUUUAUUACAGGAGAGCAUUUGGUACUGCUUUCUUCAUUUUAGGCAAAGUGUUUUCUAAAACUUGAUAGUUAAUAGUGAACCCUAAUGGCAGAUUGAUCAAAUUCACAAGUGUUUUUGUAGUUCUAUACGACUGUUGUGCAUGCAUCUUUCCCCCAGUUUAGUCCUUUCAAGUCUUUAGUAUUUGUGGCUACUUGGUUCUAAAGGGACCAGGUAAAAACUUUUUAGUAAGUGGAAGGUGCAGGCUGUAUAUUAUUUACUUUAUUGUAAAUACUGGUGAACACUUAUCAAUAAAAUAGUUUUAUAUUAUUGUUCCUUGUUUUCCAAACAGUGAUAAGCUUAAGACUCUUAAGAAAAAUAGCAUCCUCCAAUAAAAGCACUGGCACAACGUUCACCAAACAGAAUUACUGCAAUGAGAUUUUGCAUGGCCCCUACAAUUUGGCCCACAACUUUCCUUGGCUUGUGUCUUAGAAUAAACUAACUUUUGUUUCAGGUGGCCAUACAAAUCUCCAGUAGCAUGCUUUUAAGUUUGACCCAACUGGAUCAUGAGCAAUAUUACAUUUCUCAGUUUCUAGAAGGUCAGUGUCCUGACUUGGUUGCCAUUUCUCCAGUCAAAGCAAUUUGGUUUCUAAGGUGUAUACACCGGAUUGAGAUGAGUUUGGCAUAAGUGUGUGAGAGGAUACAAAGCCAUGUUUUUACCUAGGGCCAUACUACAGACUGCUCUGGCAUGAUGUGUGCAACACAACAGCAUAGCUCAGCUAGUUAGAGCAUGGUGCUGAUAACACCAAGGUUGCAGGUUUGAUCCCCGUACCUGCAUUGCAUGGGGUUGGACUAGAUGACCCUCAGGGCCCCUUCCAACUCCAUGAUUCUAUGCAAUAUGGGCUAGUUCCUAAAAACAUACCAAUUGUUGAUUUUGUGCAGUGACUUCAUGAGAAACAACCCAGCAUGUAUAAUAGUGCUGUGAAAAUGACUUUUUUCUAAAGUGAGCUAAACUCACUGUCUCUCGCUGCUUUAACUGCAGGUGGAGCAAAUUUCUGGAUACUCUUUUGCCUUGCAUUACAGAAGAAGUGUAUACCUACGUUCACAUAUGGCCUUUACACAGUACAGUCACACCUUGGAAUUCGAACAGCUUUGUUGCUGAACGUUUUGGCUCCCGGAUUAUUGAAAACCGGAAAUGGUUGUUCCGGUGUUCAAACGUUCUUUUGGAAGCUGAACGUCCAGUGGGGCUUCCGCGGUGAUUGGCUGCAGGAGCUUCUUGUGGCCAAUCGGAAGCCGCGCCUUGGUUCCCAAAUGUUUCGGAAGUCAAACAGACUUCCGGAACGGAUUCUGUUCAACUUCCAAGGUACGUCUGUAUAUGUGAAUAGCAAUUUUGAAUAGUUCCCUCCUUUACAUGCACAUGGAAAUACUAGCAAUGUGUAUACACACAUACACAUGUGUAUAAAUAUAUAAUUUGGCCAUUCAAGCCACUGAUACAGUAGCUUUAUGCUUUCUAAUUCAUUGAAUUGUAAUCACAGCAAAGGGGCUACACACACUGGCUGAAUCAUUAUAUCCCCUGCCAGUCUAUCUUGUCCAUAUGAUGGUAUUCUUCCAAUAUUAUAAUUAUAAUGGUGUGAAGAAGAGAGCUGGAUUGCACUCGUGCAGGUAGAACUAUCUAUUGAAACUUUGACAUAGGCCACAGCAGAGGGAAAAGUCUGAAGAGGGGAUAAUUUUGAACCCUGUGUUCUUACGGUUCUUAAUCAUACUGACCUCUCUUCAGACCCCACCAGUGUGGAAUAUGGCAGAGAUGAGAUGAGGCAGCACCAUUGCAGUCCUUUUCUUUACAUGAUUAUAAUUGUAUUAUGGGAUGAAUGCAACUAAUAAAAUACUAUUUUUUAAGUAAUAAAAUAUUUUUAAAAUGGGGAUAAUCACCAUCAUAAAGCUGUUAUGUGUUCCUCUUCUGCAGGUGAUUAUUCAUCACAAGCUGUCUUUACUGAGCAGGUUCCCCAAUGCACUGGUGUUACAGGAGUUGUACUGGUCCUAUUUUUAAAAUGGCAUUCCAUAAAAUGCAGCAAAAUCAUUAGCCAUAGAAAUUGGGUUUCAACUAUUUUUAGGAUUGGUAGGUAAAUGGCAGUUUUUGAAAUAAAACUUGUUCCAGUCUCAAUCUUGAUAAUAUUCAAUCAACAUGAUCAUUUGAGAAAACAACUUUAUUUUCUUUUUUAAUAAUACUGUAGCAUAUUAGGACCAAAAUGCAUACUAGGAUGUCAGGGAUUUACCUGCUAGUAUGCACAGAAUUUUCUUGGUAAGGAUAGAACAAGCAACAAAUAAAUUCAUGUAAAAAAAUAAUAAUAUCACUACUGCUGAAAUGAGAGUGUUUAAAUUUCAAGAUGCCAACUUUACAAUAGCAACUAAAUUUAAAACGAGCUGUGCACAGGGCAGUGAAAAGUUUUUGAGAUACCUGGACUGCCAUUAAAUUCCAGCUUCCUAGUAGACAUUUUCAUCUGCAUUGCUACAGCCAGAAAAGGAAAGGAUGCACCCAGUUCCUUAUCUUUAGAAAAACUUUCUAUUAAUUCAAUGUGUUACUGCUUGAUGGGAAGAUUACUGUAACUGGAGAUGUAGUAAACUUAACAGUCUGAAGCCCCUUGGAAUACAAGGUGGUAAAUGUGAGCUUUUUUUUACUGACUUAAGUAUUAUUGUGCUUUCCCUUGUCGGGUCAGUACAUGAGCUGGUUUUAACAAGAAUUCUCAAAACUGGUCAAAGUGAGCUACAAUACAGCAAGUAUCUCCGAAGUGAUAAAAUGGCUAGAAUGGAACAUUUCAUUUAUGAGACAAUUGAGUCUUCUAAAUAUGGUAUUGGAAAAAAUAAGGUUUUCAUAUGUGGAAUUGACUCCCUACAUUUCAAUAAAACAUUUCCUUGCUCCUGUU
Molecule: messenger RNA, 18605 nt
Organism: Podarcis lilfordi (Lilford's wall lizard)
Lineage: Eukaryota; Metazoa; Chordata; Lepidosauria; Squamata; Lacertidae
Source: the annotation of a GenBank genome assembly